This is a messenger RNA of Pelobates fuscus (common spadefoot toad), 3290 nucleotides long. RefSeq names its product transcription factor AP-2 alpha (gene TFAP2A). Gene Ontology annotation, cellular component: nucleus. The transcript is spliced from 7 exons. Gene Ontology annotation, biological process: regulation of transcription by RNA polymerase II; anatomical structure development; regulation of cell population proliferation. The record is from RefSeq and is a predicted model, not a curated record. Lineage: Eukaryota; Metazoa; Chordata; Amphibia; Anura; Pelobatidae. The coding region runs from base 594 to 2018 and encodes 474 amino acids. Gene Ontology annotation, molecular function: RNA polymerase II transcription regulatory region sequence-specific DNA binding; DNA-binding transcription factor activity, RNA polymerase II-specific.
GAGUGGGAAGAAAGAGCCAGGAUCAGGCGGAAGGGAGACUGCAUCAGAGCCGGGCUAAACCAAGCUGUGCUGGACUCAAGCUGUCCCAAGGAUAGCCAAGGACUGCAGGCAGCCUGAUUCAAGAUUCCCACCUGACCCAGACCCAGGUCCACAGAGCAUCCUUAGCCUGGAUCUCCAAUCAAAGUGAGAAAAUCACAGCCUUUCCAGAAUUAAAGACUUUCUGUGCUCCCUUCCGGGACCAGCAUGCUCUCAAAACACGCACAACCAGGGCUGAGCCUCUUCCCUGUCUGCUGCCCACUCUUUGUCUGAGUCCCAGCCUGCUGUGUGUGUUCUAGGGGACAGGAUCUGCUCUGCAUUCUGAGAGCUAAACCGAAACAGGGAGUUUAAAGGAGACUUCUCUCUAAGCACAGCAUAAAAGGCAGGGUUAAUUAUAGCUGAGGGGAGCAGGAGAUUUCAGAGAUCUGCCUGGCUGGAUUUGCUGGCUGCUUUAUUUGUUGCAGGCUAAUUUUAUUUGCUGGAAAAGGAAGCAUUUUUUUUUUUAAAGGGGGGGUGUGGGAGUGGUUGUGGUUGUUGUGGUUGAAGCCCAUCGGGCUAUGGAUCAGGUUCAGAGGACUGGAGAUCCGGGCCCCUCGGAUACAGAAAUGAAAAGCAAAGAAUUGGAGAGUACAGGCAGCCUUCCCAACCCCAGCAGCAAGAGGAGGACUUCAGAGCUUCCCAUGGCAUAUCCAGCUUAUUCCCAGGAUUCUCAGGAUCGCCAUGAUGGUACCAGCAAUGGGACUGGUCGGCUCCCCCAGCUGGGCUCGGUGGGCCAAUCUCCCUAUGCCAGCGCUCCCCCACUCUCCCACACCCCCAACGCUGACUUCCAGCCACCCUAUUUCCCCCCUCCUUAUCAGCCCAUAUACCCCCAGUCUCAAGAUCCAUAUUCUCACGUUAGUGAUCCCUAUAAUCUUAACUCACUCCAUGCCCAACCGCAACCUCAGCACCCAGGAUGGCCAGGGCAAAGGCAGAGCCAGGAGGCCAGUCUGUUACACUCACACCGGGGACUGCCCCACCAGCUGUCUGGCCUGGACCCUCGCAGGGAUUACAGGAGGCAUGAAGACCUACUACACGGCCCUCACGGGCUCAGCUCAGGACUUGGGGACAUCCCUAUCCACUCCAUACCUCACGCCAUUGAAGACGUAUCGCACGUAGAAGACCAAGGCAUCAAUAUCCCAGAUCAAACUGUAAUUAAGAAAGGGCCUGUAUCAUUGUCUAAAUCCAAUAACAAUGCAGUAUCGUCCCUCUCUCUCAACAAAGACAAUCUGUUCGGUGGAGUAGUCAAUCCCAAUGAGGUGUUCUGUUCAGUUCCUGGCCGCCUGUCUCUACUCAGCUCAACUUCAAAGUACAAGGUGACAGUGGCAGAAGUACAGAGACGAUUGUCCCCGCCCGAGUGCCUCAAUGCUUCUCUGCUGGGUGGAGUGCUUAGGAGGGCAAAGUCCAAAAACGGAGGGCGAUCGUUGAGGGAAAAACUAGAUAAAAUAGGUUUAAAUCUCCCAGCAGGGAGGCGUAAGGCUGCUAAUGUUACCUUGCUCACAUCUCUAGUAGAAGGAGAAGCUGUUCAUCUAGCCCGGGAUUUUGGAUACGUCUGUGAAACCGAAUUUCCUGCCAAAGCAGUAGCUGAAUAUGUCAACCGACAACAUUCUGACCCAAACGAGCAAGUGACGAGGAAAAACAUGCUGCUGGCUACAAAACAGAUUUGUAAAGAAUUCACAGAUUUGCUGUCUCAGGACAGAUCCCCUUUGGGUAAUUCUAGACCUUCUCCUAUUCUAGAACCAGGUAUCCAGAGCUGUCUGACUCACUUCAACCUCAUCUCUCACGGGUUUGGAAGCCCAGCAGUAUGUGCAGCUAUCACUGCCCUGCAGAAUUACCUUACAGAGGCCCUCAAGGCUAUGGACAAAAUGUACCUCAACAAUAACAACCCCAACAGUCACACAGACAACAGCAAAGGAGGGGACAAAGAUGAAAAGCACAGAAAAUGAUCUCCAUUUUGGUACAACUCUAUAUUGAUACUUUACCCUGUGGGACUAACAGAUACCAUUAUAUGGCAAUCCUGCUCCAGAUGAGGAACACUGGUCUGCUCUAAAACCUUCUUUGGAUUCUUGACAGAACAGGCUAUGGAUGGAGCCAGCAAUUAAAAUCCUGUCUUUAGUGUUCGAACUUUUUAUAAGAGGACUUCUUUUUUUCUAAAGAAACAAGAUAACGAUUAUUAAACAAAAAUAUAUCUAUAUAUCUUCCCUUACAAUGCUCUAAUUGAGAUUGUGGCCAUUGAAAGAAGGCACAGAGGAAACACUUAUCAGUAUUGUGAAUAAACUUGACACAAAAUAGUUGCAGUUCCAUGUCAUGUCUUCAAGUUAUACCUUUUUUUCCUCUAAAGGUAAUUUAAAAACAUUGAACUUUCUAUUGGACCGAAUUCACAUACAAUAUAUAAGGGAAUCAGUGUUUAUGUAUAUAUUUAUUUAUGUGUAAUUUAAUGGGGAUUGUAAAUAUGGUGAGUCUGUUGAAGCUUUUUUUAUUUUUAUUUAUCUGGUGAUCUGUUUACCUAUUGUUUAGUGGGUUUUCAAUCUUCCUUCUUAAUUUUUUUUAUUUUCAUGUGGUUCUUAGUACUUAAUUAGGAAGCAGAGUUUUAUCGUUUCUUUCAGUGGGAUUCAUACUUUUUAGCCCUGUUGUAGCAUGGUAAAACAACAAAGAAGCAACAGAACAAAUAAUAAUAAUAAUAAAAAAAAGACAAUAAAAUGCAUUUUAUAAAUGAUUAGUUUGAAACUCAGCCUUUCAUUUUGCAGAAGAGAAUGCAUUUCUUAACUUCACUUUGGACCCUAACUUAAAAAAUAAAUAAAAAUAAAAUACCCAAUGAUCUCAAAAAAUGUUUUUGGCUUUACGAGUUGAUUGGAAAUUGGUAAGGGGGUAGCUUUUUGCCUCAAUUGACUUUUAACCCUUUAAGUUGCUCUCCCCCUUCCUUGUCACUCAAAGCUCUGAGUGUGAGAAGAGAGUUGACAAUAUUUCUCGCACCUCUCCAGCACUUAAAUGGUUAAACGAAUUAAAACAAUGUCGUACCUAUUUUCACGAAAGCUGUGUUUUGUCUCAAGUACCGAAAAAAAAAAAAUACAAAAAAUAAAUAAAUAAGAAAAUAAUGAAAUCAGAGACAUAUCUCAUUGUCCUUGGUGGAACUACUGCAUUGUAGUGACUUGUGAUAGCAGGAUUCAAUGUAUUAUAGCCUUUUGUUGCCCAGGUGAAUAAAUAUUUGAUACGUUUUA